GAGAGGAGGAGGAGGGACAGAGUGGCAGGAAAAAGGGAGGGAGAAACGCAGAGAGGGAUGGACUGAGAGUAAGUGAGGGGAGGGAGUUUUAGAGAUGGGAAAGUAAAUGAGAAGGAGAAGAAGGAAACUGAGGAAGCGCAGAAAACCCAAGAGGACAGCUCAGCAAACCAGCAGCAUUCCUCUCACAACUCCAAAGAUCCAGGCUGAUAGAGAAAGCAGAGAGGGAGAAAAACACCAGAAGUUGCAUUUCUAUGUCUCCUUUUUUUUCUCUGGGUUAAGAACCGCGCUCUUCUCUGAGGAGGAAAGAGACCAAGAAGGAAGAGGACUAAGAGAGCUUCUGCAGCCUCCUUGUGUCCUGAAGGGGAAGAUGGAUUCAGACUCUGGAGAGCAAAGUGAUGGAGACAUCUCAGCAGGACAGGAGAGCUUCAACUCUCGCUCACUGGCCCUGCAGGCACAGAAGAAGAUCCUGAGCAAGAUGGCAACCAUGGCGGUGGCCAACAUGCUUACGGAUGACACCAGUAGUGAGAUCCUGGAUGAGCUCUACAAAGCAACUCGAGAGUUCACCAAGAACAAGAAAGAGGCACACAAGAUCAUCAAGGACGUGAUCAAGAUAGCCCUGAAGAUUGGCAUCUUAUAUCGUAACCACCAGUUCAGUCCAGAUGAGCUGGACACAGUGGAGCGCUUCAAGAAGAAGAUGAACCAGGCGGCCAUGACGGCGGUGUCAUUUUACGAGGUGGAAUACACCUUUGACAGGAAUAUUCUGGCGGAGCUCCUGCUGGAGUGCAGGGACCUGCUUCACACCCUGGUUGUGGGGCACCUGACCGCUCGCUCACACGCACGCAUUGAUCACGUUUUCAACCAUUUCGCCAACGGGGAUUUCCUGGUGGAGCUGUAUGGGGACGGAGAGGAGUACAGAAUAUCCCUGAGGAAGAUCUGUAAUGGCAUCAACAAACUGCUGGAUGAAGGAACGCUUUAACCUCUUCAUCCUUCAGCUCUACUGCUCCUUCUCCACUUGCUCCUUUCCCUGCUGGUGUCUCUGGCCUUCUACUGUUUUCUUUUCUCUUGCUCACCCCUGACAGCAAACAUCGUCCCUCCUCCUUAUCUCUCUUGUCUUCCUCUUUCUUCCCCAUUCAUUUUUGUGGAGGUUGUUGUAACAUCCUGCUGCUGUGGUUCAGUAAGGGAUUUUUUUUUCUUUUAGACUGUCUCUUUUCUCAGUGGAUCAUUGCUGCGAACCAGGACACUAUGUUUCAUAUUGUACGCAUUAUACAUUCCAUUGGUGUGUUAAAGUGUACUGUACCAACAGCCAAAAAACUGUAGUAGGGUGUUUGUCUCUGUGUGUUUUGAAUGUGUUCAAACGUAUGCAAUUUGCUUGAAUAAUGUUGCGUUCUGUGUCAUGGAAUGUUUGUUAUAGGUCUGUGUCAAUCUUCUCAAAAAGGGUGAUAACACUUGUCUUUUAUUAAAGAUUCCUUUGAAGCAGUAUUGUGCGGUUCUCCAUCCGUCCCUUCAUCCACUGUUCGGGGGGGGGGGCUGGUGUCUAUUUCCAGUGGUCAUUUUUGUGAGAGGUGGGGUGGUACCCCCUGGACAGGUCACCAGUCCAUCACACAGAGAGACACAAAAAUAUGCAAAGUUGGUGUUAUUUCCCCAAACAUAUAAUAAGACAUUGGUCCAACAGUUCUUUUAUCAGUUCUCCUGACUGAUACCUUCAUACAAUUAGAUCCUUUAAUUGUUUGCAGCCUCUGCAAACUAUGGUUUUAGCUAAAGGAUGCAAACAAUUACAUGUCAGGAAAAUCCAGCAUGGCGGACCUUCAUUUCAGAUUCAUCAAGUUUUAUUAUAGAUAAUAGCCAGUUUACGCUCAAAACAACUUAAUGCUGAAACUGAAUCAAAGACUGCUUCAGCAAGGUACUGGUAAAUGGUUGCAACCAGGUUUUACUGCAGCUUUUUUGUUUUAUAUUUGUUCCUCUAAAUGUGUUUGUUUUUCUGUGGGAAUGUGCAAAGCACAUAUAUGUAGUAAAAAAAAAAAAAUUUUGAAAUCA
Molecule: messenger RNA, 2034 nt
Organism: Girardinichthys multiradiatus
Lineage: Eukaryota; Metazoa; Chordata; Actinopteri; Cyprinodontiformes; Goodeidae
Gene: tnfaip8l3
Product: tumor necrosis factor, alpha-induced protein 8-like 3
Exons: 2
Coding region: 107-976 (289 amino acids)
Biological process (GO): regulation of apoptotic process
Cellular component (GO): cytoplasm
Source: RefSeq, a predicted model, not a curated record